Molecule: messenger RNA, 870 nt
Organism: Daphnia carinata
Lineage: Eukaryota; Metazoa; Arthropoda; Branchiopoda; Diplostraca; Daphniidae
Exons: 5
Coding region: 412-834 (140 amino acids)
Source: RefSeq, a predicted model, not a curated record
GCCAUAUUGGACUUUUGGUCGUUACAAAAAGGAAAACCUAGUAAGGGCACCGCGUGAUAAAUCGCUUCCUGAGUGCCCAACAUUCCGCCGUGAGUCAUGAACAGCUUGGCGUUUGGAUGCCCUAUCAAAUAAGCAAUUCGUUAUGUACAGUCCUAAAGUUCAUUGGGCCAGCGCUGAUAACAUCGUCGCAUGAUGCAAAUAUCACCUGUAUUGGUACUGGACAUGGAUAAUGCCUUACUAGGCAUAACGUAUAUCUUCAUAUAUCGUAAUUGACCUUUACCCAGGCAAGGUUAAGGUUGAACUGACCUCGCGCUUGCGAUAUAAAGCAGCCUAUGUUCCAGCAAGAUUCAUUCCAGUUCCAUUCGACAAUUCUCUGGCUAAUCGUCGAAAUCUUCUAUAGCACUUCAAAAAAUGGAUUCUUCUUUGGUUCUCCAGGCUCUACUGCUGUUGUGUUUCAUUCAUAUGGCUAGUUUAGGUCCCGUUGUCGAGCCUAGGCGACCACAAUAUUUCGCACCGUUACAGCCUCUCGCUUCAUCAAAUCACCUUGCUGAAGCGGAUCAUUUUAUGCGAACCCACGGUGUCACUGGCGAGGAAAUCCAGGAGUAUAACCGAAUGAGUGGUUACAAUCCUCCAGCUGGUACUGAUAUGGCAGAAGAACGUUCCUUUGACUUGCUUAAUGCUAUCAAAUUUUGGAACUGGAGCAUGUUUGACAACUUUCGUCAGUGGGUUACUGGUCGCCGCGAAAUAGUGACAACUAAUCGCCCACCUGUGUUAAUUAGCCCAUACGAUCGCCAAGCUUCCACGACCUCCAACAUUCUUCCUUUGCGAUUAUGAACUUCAGUUGCCCUUAAAUAAAUCUCUGACGUUGAA